AUGGUCGGACCAGCCAAGGAGAUCAUAGACAGACUGAGCGUCGACUGCAAGGAAGGCGGCUCAUUCUACGUCUGCCAAGACAAACCAGUCCAGUUCAUCGGCUGCUGCACUCUCGAUCCCUGCAAAACCAACGACGGCAACUGUCCCACGGAAAACCUGCGCAACACAACCUUCGACAAACUACACUACAGCCAGUUCAAGGCCCAGGGCUGCCUCAGCAAUGCCCCCCAAGACAUAUUCUACACCUGUGCCAACAAUGAUCCCCCUUUUAUGGGAUGCUGCGCCCAGAACCCCUGCCAAUCCAAUGGGUGCGCCGCGGCCAAUCUCUCAUCGGCCGUGUUGAGCAAAAACAAAGAAAACGCGAGCGUCUUCCUUCCCGCCGACACCGGAACCACCUCUCGAGCUCUUUCCUCGGGAGCAACAGCGGGUAUCGCGAUCGGUGCCGUGGUCGGUAGUCUCGUCAUGAUUGUGCUCGGCCUGAUGUGGUUCCGGAGGCGAGCGAAAGCCAAAAACAACAACCCAUCAGGUCAACCUCCCAACUGGAUGAGCCCCAAUACAGCGACAGCACCAUUCCUCGGGAGCUACACGAAUUUAAGUCCAUCAAAUACUGGAACACCGCCACCCUACUCCUCGCCACCAAUGCAGGUGCAUGGGCAGCAGCAACAGGGUGGGUUUUGGCAGUCACCGCCGGUCGGAUCGUACCAGUUCCAGGGGCCGUACGACAACCGCAGGUUACUGGGACCGCAAUCUGGUGGCUACAUACCUGGUUUAAUAAGUGGCAAUGGGGAUGGGUGGCGGGGGCAACAACCACAACAGACGGUGUUGCAGGAGCUUCCACCCCAACACGGGUUGGUAGAGUUACCAGAAGAACAGAAGACUGGAAAAGAUCGGUGGGUGACCGAGUAG
This is a messenger RNA of Clonostachys byssicola, 906 nucleotides long. The record is from the annotation of a GenBank genome assembly. Lineage: Eukaryota; Fungi; Ascomycota; Sordariomycetes; Hypocreales; Bionectriaceae.